Peronospora belbahrii is the source of this 4236-nucleotide messenger RNA. The record is from the annotation of a GenBank genome assembly. NCBI's taxonomy places the organism in Eukaryota, Oomycota, Peronosporomycetes, Peronosporales, Peronosporaceae.
AUGGACGUCGGGGUUCAAGUGGAAGUACAAGUAACGCCACAAAAAUGGCGACAUGGUGAAGUUAUUGACCGCUAUGAGAACUCGAUUAAAGCAUUAGGUACUGUACUUGUCAUUAAAUUAAAAGACGGUAGUAUUACGGAGCGUCUAGUUCCCAUUGAUGUAACAACUCAAGACACUUCAGACGUACGAUUACUAACGUCUGGACAAGACCAGCACUUGGAUGUAGAUGACUUGACGCAGCUUAUUGAAUUGGACGAGACAACAAUCUUAUCGGCUUUGGAAACACGUUUUAAUCAGCACAAGAUUUACACGAACACGGGAGCCAUUUUACUAGCUGUUAACCCAUUUCAAAAGAUUGCUCAUGUGUACAGCAAAGACACAAUGACUGAGUAUCUGCUAUCAUUUGAGGCUAGGAACUCAUGUAUGAAAAGUAAAGGCACUGAAUCAAUGCCACCGCACAUUUAUCAGGUAGCUGGAGAAGCGUACAAGGCCAUGAUGUUAGGCCUUAAUGGAGUUAUGAGCGACCAAAGUAUUCUUGUAAGUGGAGAAAGCGGAAGCGGCAAGACGGAAAGCACCAAGUUUCUUAUGGAGUAUCUUGCACAAGCAGGUGCAAACAAUCUAGCGGCAUCAAUGGCUGGAAAAAGCCCUGGCGGCAUUGCUGCCAAAGUAUUGCAGACCAAUAUUUUGCUUGAGUCAUUUGGUAAUGCACGCACUCUACGCAAUGACAAUUCGAGUCGAUUCGGCAAGUUUAUUAAGCUGCACUUUACUAGCGGAGGCAGACUCACAGGUGCGAGUAUUCAAACGUAUUUGCUUGAAAAAGUACGGCUCGUAUCGCAAUCUAAGGGUGAGAGGAAUUACCAUAUAUUUUACGAAAUGGCAAUUGGAGCAGCCUCAGCAGCAAGAAAACGAUGGUCUUUGGACCCACCACAGGGUCAAAUUAUGUUUUCGGGGGACCAAGGAGAAGUGACGGAGACUACACGCCAGUUUUUACAUUAUCGAUAUUUGAACCAAAGCGAGUGCUACCAGCGUCGGGAUGGUGUCAAGGACUCGGACAUGUUUCGACGAGUCAUGGGCGCUAUGGACAUUGUGGGCUUUACUCCAGCAGAGCGCACAGGUAUUUUUGACAUCCUAGCGGCUCUUAUGCACAUUGGAAAUUUGUCCUUUGAGCACGACGAAAACAGCGACAGAUUAGGCCAGUCGAUGGGCCCUGGGGCCGGCAAAUCUGACCUCGCACCUAGUUGUAUUUGGUCGCGUGAUGCUGCUGCUUCACUUAUGGCUGUUGACGCUACUAAGUUAGAGCGCGCACUGAGCGUGCGCCGAAUUCGAGCCGGUUCUGACUUUGUGAGCAUGAAACUCUCUUCAGCUCAGGCCAACAACGCCCGUGAUGCCCUUGCCAAGGCGUUGUACGGUCGUCUAUUUGAUUGGAUGGUGACAAAGAUCAACCACUUUCUUAAAAUGGACGACAGCCAGAAGGCGAAGGGUGGACUUCACUCUAUCGGGAUUUUAGACAUAUUUGGCUUUGAGGUGUUUCCAAAAAAUUCGUUUGAACAGCUAUGCAUUAACUUUGCCAACGAAACGCUGCAGCAGCAGUUUAAUGACUAUGUGUUCAAGGCCGAGCAGCGUGAGUACGAAUCACAGGGUGUCGACUGGAAGUAUAUCGAGUUCUGUGAUAAUCAGGAUUGUGUGAACUUGAUUUCGCAGCGGCCGACUGGUAUUCUCUCGCUUAUUGACGAAGAAUGUGUCAUGCCGAAGGGAAAUGACACAACGCUAGCAUCUAAGCUCUACCGAGCAUGCGGUAGCCACUCGCGCUUCGAGGCGUCUCGUAUUCAGCAGGCGCGUGGUUUAUUUACAAUUGUACACUAUGCAGGUCAUGUAGAAUACUCUUCAAAUGGAUUCUUGGAAAAAAACAAGGAUGUUCUUCACCAAGAGGCGGUAGAUAUGCUCGUGUAUUCUACACAAGAAGACAGCUUUGCCCGCACGCUGUGCGAGGGUAUUGGUGGUUCGCGUGAUCGUGCCAAAUCAUCCCCACGUCAACGUGCACAAACCAGUAAGAAUCGCGGCGCAAGUGUUGGUUUGCAGUUUAAGGAGCAAUUAACGACCUUGCUGGAGACGCUGCAGCAGACCAACCCGCAUUACGUUCGUUGCCUCAAACCGAAUGAAUCAUGCAAGGCAGGUGUGUACGAGUGCAAACGUGUAUUAAAUCAAUUGCGCUGCAACGGUGUGAUGGAGGCUGUUCGCGUUGCAAGAGCAGGAUAUCCAAUCCGUCUACCGCACGAUGAGUUUGUCGCGCGUUAUUUUAGCUUGAAGAGGUCCAAGAAUCCUCUGUUAGCAAAGAAGCAAGCAAUUUCGUUUGGCUUGCCUGACUCGGACAAGGGAUUGGUAGUCGUUAGUAGUGAGGCCAAGGAAUUGUUGAAAGGUUUGCUUGAUGCGAUUCCGAAGGAAAACGAUGCGAAUCCACAGGGCGCUUGUGAACAACCUGAUCAGGGUCCGUUUGCUACGAAGUGCAUUGCAGUGGGCAUUCAAAUGGGAUUCUCAAAAAUGUUUAUGAAGAAGCCGACUUACGAAUUUCUCGAAGAGAUGCGGUCGCAACGUCUUCGUCGUCAUAUGAUCAAGAUAUAUUACGCUGUGUUGUGUGUGACUGCCCGCAGGCGCUAUUUGAAAUAUCUUCGUGCUGUGAAGACGCUGCAAGUUCGAUUUCGUUACAAGAAACAUCAGAAAAUACGUCGCCGCCGCCAGAGAAUGAUGAUUCGGAGAAAAAAUGCCGGCAAAGUUCAGGGCUUCAUCCGGACGGUGGUGCAGCGGAAGAAAUUUGUGCGUUUUACCGGAGUUGUGCGGUUGUUGCAGUGCCGUUUCAGAUUUCGUCGAAGGCUGCGCGUGAAGCGCACAGAAGCAGACCGUACCGCAAAACUUGCAACUUUGCGACGCAAGCAGCAGAUGCAGGCAGUAACCCAUUACACGGAAAGCUCGACGGCCUCUUCAGACUCGUCCUCCUUUCGAUCAGUGACCUCCAACCCCAACGAUAUUGAAGGCUCUGGUAUCUCGGACAUGUCGUCUGAUUACUCGUCCGAUGAUCAAUUUACUUACAACGACAACUUUCCGAAGCACAAUCUUAAUACAGUUGACGAGCAAAGCAGCCAGAUGAUGCCUCGUACGUCUCACCACGUUUCCCCGCGUAAAUCUCAAUCUAUUGACUCAAUCACUCCCAUGGGCGGACUUGGAUCAUCCCGCAUGGCCGGCAGUAGUAUCCACGGCAGCAGUCAAGGACCCAAUAGCCAACCAAGGUCACGGUUGCCUUCACGCAAGUCGUCCUUUCGAAACACUCGAUCGUCUCGUGCAGUCGCACUUCCGAGGCUGGACGUGAUCCAGAAUACCUCGUGGGUGAACGACGAAGACCGCUUUAGCUGCCAUAUCUGUAACAAGCGCUUCAACAUGUUCAAGCGCAAACACCACUGCAGAGCCUGCGGCGAGGUCAUUUGCAACAGCUGUUCUUUGUACCACCGGAUUCAGUCCCGGUCUAUGCGAGUUUGUGUGUCGUGUGUGGCAUUCCAUUCGUUGGAUAGCCCCACAUCGGCUGGAUCGACGGGGUUCUUGCGCCCCGGCGGUGGCAGUGCUCACUCUUUUGAUUCGAGCCGGAAAACGUCGAAUGGCUCAGCUGCAGACCGAAACCGCAGCAGUACGCUUAGCAGCGGCGUGUGGUUGAAUCCGUGGCCCGAACCGCCCUACCCUUUGGACGAGGACGAGCGCCUGACAGUAUUACGUGAACUCAACAUCCGCGAGCUUGGUUUGUCCGGCAAGUUCAACAUGUACUGUGAAGUUGCUGCGAAGACGAUGAAGUGUCCGAUCGCGUACGUGAGUAUCAUUGAGGAUGAGGAGCAGCAUUUGGUAGCAAACAUUGGCAUGGCGCACACGACGCUUCCUCGUGAGCUGUCGUUUUGUGCCCACACAAUCUGCCAGCCUAGUGUGUUGGUGGUGCUGGAUACUAAAAACGACGAUCGCUUUCGCGAGAACCCAAUGGUUAAGGGCGAUAAGGGUGCCGUGAAGAUCCGUUACUACGCUGGUGCGACGAUCUUCUCGCGUGAUGGUCACGCUCUUGGCACGGUGGCGGUGCUUGACACGAAGCCAAGGCGGGAGGUGGAUCAGGAACACAUUGGCAUGCUGCAGCACUUGAGCUUUUUGGCAAGUGAGAAAAUGACGCAGAGUACUAUCCAAGAAGAUAGCGAUAGCGAGUUUCUAUGA